Messenger RNA from Hipposideros armiger (great roundleaf bat), 3008 nucleotides. It is a transcript of the gene TMPRSS3, whose product is annotated as transmembrane serine protease 3. Bases 151 to 1512 code for a protein of 453 amino acids. Lineage: Eukaryota; Metazoa; Chordata; Mammalia; Chiroptera; Hipposideridae. The record is from RefSeq and is a predicted model, not a curated record. Gene Ontology annotation, biological process: proteolysis. Gene Ontology annotation, cellular component: membrane. The transcript is spliced from 13 exons. Gene Ontology annotation, molecular function: protein binding; serine-type endopeptidase activity.
UCAUGCCUGUGCGAGCUGGGAAAGGCUCGUGCUUACGGGAAGCUGCAAAUACUGUGGGUGAGUGUCCCUUCCCUGGUGCCAUGGACAUUUUGGGGAUGCAGACAUGAGGUGGAGGUGGAGCCAGAAGUCAGAAGCCCUGAAAUCGUCACCAUGGGGGAGAAUGACCCGCCCGCCGCUGAGGCCCCCUUCUCCUUCAGGUCGCUUUUUGGCCUUGAUGAUUUGAAAAUAAGUCCUGUUACGCCAGACGCGGACGCAGUGGCUGCACAGAUCCUGUCCUUGCUGCCUUUGAAGUUCUUCCCGGUCAUCGUCAUUGGACUCAUUGCAUUGAUACUGGCUCUGGCCAUUGGUCUGGGCAUCCACUUCGACUGCUCCGGGAAAUACAGGUGCCGGUCGUCUUUAAAGUGUAUCGAGCUGACGGCCCGAUGCGACGGGGUCUUCGACUGCAAAGACGGGGAGGACGAGUACCGAUGUGUCCGUGUGAGCGGUCAGAAUGGCGUGCUCCAGGUGUUCACAGCUGCUGUCUGGAGGACCAUGUGCUCUGACGACUGGAAAGGUCACCACGCUAACGUCGCCUGUGGCCAGCUGGGGUUUCCAAGCUAUGUCAGUUCAGACACCCUCAGAGUGGACUCGCUUGAGGAGCAGUUCCAAGGGGACUUCGUUUCCAUCAACCACCUCUUGUCAGAUGACAAAGUGACCGCUCUGCACCACGCGGUGUACAUGAGGGAGGAGUGUGCAUCGGGGCGCGUGGUCACCUUGAAGUGCACAGCCUGUGGUCUGAGGAGAGGCUACAGCGCCCGCAUCGUGGGUGGAAACAUGUCCUCGCUUGCACAGUGGCCCUGGCAGGCCAGCCUUCAGUUCCAGGGCUACCACUUGUGUGGGGGCUCCAUCAUCACCCCCCUGUGGAUUGUCACCGCUGCCCACUGUGUUUAUGACCUGUACCUCCCCAAGUCGUGGGCAAUCCAGGUGGGCCUGGUCUCCCUGCUGGACAGCCCAGCCCCCACCUACCUGGUGGAAAAAAUCAUCUACCACAGCAAGUACAAGCCGAAGAGGUUGGGUAACGACAUUGCCCUCAUGAAGCUGGCGGGGCCCCUCACCUUCAACGAGAUGACCCAACCAGUUUGUCUGCCCAACUCUGAAGAGAACUUUCCUGAUGGGAAAAUGUGCUGGACGUCAGGAUGGGGCGCCACCGAGGAAGGAGGUGACGCCUCCCCGGUCCUCAACCACGCAGCUGUGCCGCUAAUCUCCAACAAGAUCUGCAACCACAGGGACGUGUACGGUGGCAUCAUCUCCCCCUCCAUGGUCUGUGCUGGCUACCUGAAAGGCGGCGUGGACAGCUGCCAGGGAGACAGCGGGGGACCCCUCGUGUGUCAGGAGAGGAGGGUGUGGAAGUUGGUGGGCGCCACGAGCUUCGGCAUCGGCUGUGCAGAUGCGAACAAGCCCGGGGUGUACACCCGCAUCACCUCUUUCUUGGAUUGGAUUCACGAGCAGCUGGAGAGGGACCUGAAAACUUGAAGACAAAGGGCACAAGCCACCACCUUGAGUUCCCGCCACGAUGGAGACAUCUGGUCCCACUAUGGAUUGCUGGGUGGAAACUUUGGUUCAAUGCUUGGCUUUCUGGCACCAAUAGCAGAGCCAAAAGGAGGGGCAUCUUGGUGUCCCUCUACAUCUAGGACACUUUGCUUCUAUUAUAACACCUCUGACAAGCCACUGGGGCUUUGGAUUAAAAUGACCUUGGAGCGCCUUUCUGACCUUCACUAAGAACGACACAGGAACACCUCCGUAGUGCUACCUUUCCCUACUUGUCCGUUUGGUUUUUGCUCCAGGGAUCCUUCAGCCUCAUUGACGAGAUGAGCAAAUGUCCCACAAAUGGAGAACGGCGAGUGAGAUUUUAGCCUCUCGGUGAAGACGGGCCGGACCAGACCUGUAGGCACUUGUCACUGUACAUAUCACUGGCCACAGCUCCUCAGCCCUAGGCACCAGAACCCGACCAAGACCUUCUACUCCAAGACCUGUUUUUGCACGUGGGAACUUAAUCUCUAAGUGAUUAGUUUAAGGUUAAUUCUACUCUAUUUUGUAGCACUUGUUUUAUUGUUCCUUGCUUGCAAAGGACAGUUGCUCUCUGAGUGCAUUCAUCAGUCAGUGUUUGUCUGAAUGUGUACCGACAGCUCAUGUAAACUGAAAUCACAAGCUUGAUUCCGGAGGCUCGAUGGCUUUGACCUCUUGUAUAUGCUUGGAGGGUCUUGCAUUUUUCUGUUAGAACACAUUUCUCAGCAGAUCAGAGUGAUCUCAUAUUACAUCACAAGGCGCAGAAGCAGAACAAAAGAAAUACUGAGAACAAAAAAAAAGAAAUACUGAGAACAAAAGAAAUACUGGGACAAGCCAGGGCCCUCUAACCCCACACAACGGGUCCAGAAGGCAAACGGAGGAGACAGUCACGUGGCGUCAGGAGGCCAGAGGGUUCCCUGCCUCUCUGUAGGGUCCUAUAAUCACAGGAUUAGAGAGUGUCCUCUUAGCCACACACCUCUGCAGUCCCCAUAGCACACACAGGUUACUUGGUCAGGAAUCCUUGUCCAUGGGCACUUUAUGCCACGUGAAUUCAUCAGAGCGUGAAUGUGCUGCUUUGUGUUGAGGCGACAGCGGGGAAGAUGGUGAGUUUCAAGGAGAGCAGGAUGGGUUCAGGUGCCUAGGGAAGGAGUGGCUUCAGUGAGCCCCCCAGGGAGGCCGGAGACAGGGAUGGAGGAAGAGGGGGUGGGAGAGACAACGGCAAAAUGGCCAUUGAGCAAAAAUAUUUAAAUGUUCCCCACCCUAUCAGAGUCACCACACAGAUCUCUGUAUGUGUCAGGAAGGGAUGAGAUCAUUUUCAUUUUAAGUGGUUUUGCCUGCAUCUCUUUGAAAGUAGUGCUAACUCAUGGACUGACAAUCCACGUGGUGAAAAGAUAAAAGAUUUCAUGUGUGAUAACCUCAGUUGAGAAAACGUGACGGUGGGUCAGCAGACACAUAUUUCUAGC